This is a messenger RNA of Oncorhynchus gorbuscha (pink salmon), 930 nucleotides long. Its product is annotated as histone H2A. NCBI's taxonomy places the organism in Eukaryota, Metazoa, Chordata, Actinopteri, Salmoniformes, Salmonidae. Gene Ontology annotation, cellular component: nucleosome. The coding region runs from base 462 to 848 and encodes 128 amino acids. Gene Ontology annotation, molecular function: protein heterodimerization activity; structural constituent of chromatin; DNA binding. The record is from RefSeq and is a predicted model, not a curated record. The transcript has a single exon.
AGUGGCUAAAUGGCUUUACAUUUGUCACUCAAGAGAGUGCAGCACCCUCACCUGUCAACAUUGUUGUGAUAGGUGUUAGAAUUCACAUGUCACAUUGAUCGUGAUAAUAAGAAGAAUACAUACUAUAGUGGGUUGGACAGCAGCCAUUUGUAUUAUGAGCCACUCAGUGAUUUGAGUUGUCACUUUGGCGCUCCCGCCAACGAGAAAAAGUAACAAAAGUCGGAGGGAAACACAGUAGCCUAGCCCUUGUCACUCUGCUGCCUGCCUGCCUGCCUGGGGGCGGGUGGGUGGGGGCGGGCUUAGGGCUGACUGUCUGUCUGUGUGUCCCUCCCUCACUCCAAUUGGAUAAGGCCACACCGGUCCGGUGGCCAAUCGAUGCCUCUUGUGGCGAGGUAUAAGUAAGGCUCUCGAGGUGGCCAGCGGUUCAUUCAGACUUUCUGUCACAUACUGAAGCUACCAAUAUGAGCGGAAGAGGCAAAACCGGAGGCAAGGCCAGGGCGAAGGCAAAGACACGUUCAUCCCGUGCCGGGCUCCAGUUCCCCGUGGGCCGUGUGCACAGGCUGCUGCGCAAAGGCAACUACGCCGAGCGUGUGGGCGCUGGCGCACCAGUCUACCUGGCCGCAGUGCUCGAGUACCUGACUGCUGAGAUCCUGGAGUUGGCCGGAAACGCUGCCCGUGACAACAAGAAGACUCGUAUCAUCCCCCGUCACCUGCAGCUGGCAGUCCGUAACGACGAGGAGCUGAACAAACUGCUUGGCGGCGUGACCAUCGCUCAGGGUGGUGUUCUGCCCAACAUCCAGGCAGUGCUGCUCCCCAAGAAGACUGAGAAGGCCGUCAAAGCCAAGUAAAAUCGCUGGUUCGGCUGCAACUUGACUACUCAACCCCCAAAGGCUCUUUUAAGAGCCAACCACCUAGCUCAGCAAAAGCGCA